Molecule: messenger RNA, 576 nt
Organism: Talaromyces proteolyticus
Lineage: Eukaryota; Fungi; Ascomycota; Eurotiomycetes; Eurotiales; Trichocomaceae
Product: Glyoxalase/Bleomycin resistance protein/Dihydroxybiphenyl dioxygenase
Exons: 1
Coding region: 1-576 (191 amino acids)
Source: RefSeq, a predicted model, not a curated record
AUGUCAACACAAAUCGAGGCAUAUGCUACCUCCUCAGCUAAUGCUAUCUCACCUUCUAGCCUCUGCCACGUGGUCCUUCGCACCAGUACUGAAAAUUAUUCUAAGAUGGUGGGAUUUUACCUUACUUUUCUUGGUGCACACGCGACACACACCCACCCUCGCGUCACAUUCUUGACUUAUGAUUAUGAACAUCAUCGGAUCGCGAUCGUUAAUUAUCCGGAUCUAAAACCACUCAGUGACAAAACAGUUGGUCUAGCCCACAUUGCAUUCGGCUUCAAAACUCUAGGCGAGCUUGCCACAAGCUAUGAGCAGAAGAAGGCAAAGGGUAUUCUGCCAUUCUGGUCAGUCAACCACGGAAUGAGCACUAGUAUGUAUUACAAAGACCCGGAUGGUAAUGAGCUCGAGAUGCAAGUGGACAACUUCGAGACAGCAGCCGAAGCAAUCGACUUCAUGAACGGCAUAAAGUUUGAGGAGAAUCCAAUUGGUGUCGAUUAUAACCCUGAGGAGUUUAUCAAGAGGGUCAGGAGUAGUGAGGACGAUAAGAUCAUAAAGCUGAGACCUGAUUUGGUCGUGUAA